AUGAAGAUCUCUAUCGCCAUUACUGUAGCCGCAGUUGCGGCCUCAUCUGUCUUCGCCGAGGAGGAGUUCUGCGGUCAAUGGAACUCAACGCAGACGGACGACUACACCAUCUACAACAACCUGUGGGGGCAAGACAACGACAAGGCGGGAGGCCAGUGCACGGGCCUCGAUAGUGUCGACGGCUCUACCAUCGCCUGGCACACGAGCUUCAACUGGGCAGGCGAUAACUGGCAGGUCAAGUCCUUCGCCAACGCCGCCCUCAAGUUCAACCCGGUGCAAAUAGCGAACGUCGCGUCGAUCCCUUCGACUAUCGAGUACGAUUACAAAUAUGACGGCAAUAUCAUCACCAAUGUGGCGUAUGAUUUGUUCACUAGCGCUACCGCUAAUGGGACCGUCGAGUAUGAGUUGAUGGUAUGGCUGGCUGCGCUCGGUGGCGCCUGGCCUCUCACCACGACCGGAAAGCCUAUCAAGGAGGUGAAGGUUAGCAACGUUGACUUUAACCUGUACCAGGGCAAGAACGGCAACACCACAGUGUUCUCAUACGUCGCAGUCAACAUGACCAAGAGCUUCUCGGCCGAUUUCAAGCAGUUCUUCGACGAGUUGCCAGCGGACAACACCAUCGCCCCGACCCAGUAUCUGACUCACGUCCAGGCUGGCACGGAGCCGUUCCAGGGUAAGAACGCCACAAUGACCGUGUGCAAGUAUUCGGCAGCAGUCAAGUCGGCUUAA
Phytophthora nicotianae INRA-310 is the source of this 729-nucleotide messenger RNA. RefSeq lists its product as hypothetical. Bases 1 to 729 code for a protein of 242 amino acids. Gene Ontology annotation, molecular function: cellulase activity. Gene Ontology annotation, biological process: polysaccharide catabolic process. The record is from RefSeq and is a predicted model, not a curated record. Lineage: Eukaryota; Oomycota; Peronosporomycetes; Peronosporales; Peronosporaceae. The transcript has a single exon.